Vollenhovia emeryi is the source of this 594-nucleotide messenger RNA. Its product is annotated as gamma-tubulin complex component 4-like. Gene Ontology annotation, molecular function: gamma-tubulin binding; microtubule minus-end binding. Gene Ontology annotation, biological process: cytoplasmic microtubule organization; spindle assembly; meiotic cell cycle. Lineage: Eukaryota; Metazoa; Arthropoda; Insecta; Hymenoptera; Formicidae. The record is from RefSeq and is a predicted model, not a curated record. Gene Ontology annotation, cellular component: spindle pole; equatorial microtubule organizing center; gamma-tubulin complex. The transcript has 4 exons. The annotation marks the transcript as partial.
AAGUGUCGCAGCUCUUUAAAAGAUGGAUAUAUGUAAUAUAUUGACAAACAGAUCUUUGAUGAUCUUUGAGAGCACGCGAUUCCAACUGAAAUGAGAUUGGGAACAGAGACAGAAUGAGCGACUACAAUUAAUUAAAAUCUAGUAUUUAAAAUGUUGCACGAGAUCUUAUUGUCACUUUGGGGAUGCUCGACCAGUGUAUCGCAAAUAAUACAGACAGAUUCUGUAGAUCUCGACAAAUACUUACAUCCCGGAGAACGAGCGCUGCUCGGCAGGAUAUUGGACAUUGUGAAGGAGUGCAACGUCGUGCGAGACUUCAUACACGCAGUGAGCAGCGAGGAUGCGAAAGAAUGCGUGGCUCCCGGUUUGUAUAUACGCGCUCUGUGCGAUGGAAUGGAUCAAGCGCUGGAGCCGUUUCGCGAAGAAAUCAUCGAAUUGGAGAAUACGGUCUUGAACGACCGCUACACCCCGCUGUCGUUGAUUCUCUGCAGCGUUGAAAAGUACACCUGUCUGUUUUCCGUACUGAAUUCCAUCAUUCGUGAGGUGAUUAUACGCUUCUCCAAGAAAGAGAUUUUAUAUCGGCUAGUUUUCGCUCCG